Planococcus citri (citrus mealybug) is the source of this 2990-nucleotide messenger RNA. RefSeq lists its product as uncharacterized. The record is from RefSeq and is a predicted model, not a curated record. Lineage: Eukaryota; Metazoa; Arthropoda; Insecta; Hemiptera; Pseudococcidae. Bases 228 to 2534 code for a protein of 768 amino acids. The transcript has 2 exons.
UUUGUUACUUGACACUUGAGUGUACUUGAGUGUUACAGUGUUACUCAGUUACUGUAUGAUUUAUUUUCGAAGUCUGAAUUGAAUGAAUUAAUGCAUUUCUCAGUAUUUGUGCGAUGGAAACGAUACCUCAGUAAGAUUAAUCAUCACUUGCUCGACUUAUUUAUCAAUAAUUCAGAUAUCUGAUUCAAAAUUUCAGUAAUACAAUAAGCCAUAAGUAAAUCUACAAAAUGUGUGCAGCUUUACUUGCCCGACCUUUCGAUCUGUCUGAUCCUUAUACUCUUCGUCGGAUGUUGUUUGGUGCUUUUGGUGCUCCAAGUCACCGUGGAUCCAUGAAACGAACUGUAUGUUCCGCCGCGCCUCUCGAUGUGCCAGAUUUACGAGAAAUAGCCGCUGUCAAUAUUGCUAUCGCUUUGUGGAACCAUGUCAACAUACCAGUUGCAUUAUUCCGAGCAAGUUCUAAUACCCCUGCAGAAUUCUAUGGGAUAGAAAAUGCUGCAGUCGAGUCAACUACGUCUAAAUGGAAUCGUGUGAUUUCAGAAGUAUGUGAAUUGUCCGAUAAAUUACCAGUUCCUAAUUCUGUAGCGAAUAAUAUCAAACAAAUAGUCAGUACAGUUGGUGAUCGUGUAGUUGAAUGGGUUUCCUAUCACCGUCGAACUGUAUUUUUUGGAGCUGGUGACGUUGAUCAUUUAUAUUACCAUGUUUCGUACUUCGCUUGGUAUUCUGAUGGUACAAUUAAUAACGAACAAACUGCUCGUAAUUUAUUAUCGUCGCUCAGAUUGAGCUUUGUUGAAAAAUACAGGCUUCUGUGUACUUACUGCCUUAAAGACGAAAUUGAAGAGAUGGCACCGCAGUUGUUGAAGAAUAACGUGCAGGAAAUAGUGGAAUUUACUUCGUAUCCUUUGAUCUAUUAUUGGGAUCGCUAUUUUCGAAACCAACUUCACAUAGUUCCAACCAGAAACACAUCUCUCGAUAGUUCCAUGUUUCGUCAUGCAGCUGUUGAUAAUUGGCCGGCUAAGAAAUACUUUUUUGAUCGUUUGAGUUCCGAAGAGAAGAUACAAAAUGCUAUUCAAUUGAUUGAUACUCGAGGUAUAGAAUAUCAAAGAUUGCUGUUCACAAGAUUGAGCGAAUUCGAACGAAUGCACGUGUACAUGCAGAGAGCAGAGCGAAUUGUAAUCAAUUAUAUGAACAUGGAAUCGAGCAAGUACAUUCUUCCAGUGUGGUUCGAGAUGCGUUUUCUGAUUACGGCGGAACAAUUUUCAUCGAUUUUUUAUACUUUGUUGAAGACGUGUCUCGCUCCGAAUAUGCUGAUAAUCGCCUCUCUGAAUGCUCAGAAACAAAACCAUUUCCUCGAAUCUAUUCUAAAAGAAAUAUGGGCAAGCGCUGGUGAUGAUUUUAGAAACCAUCUGAUCGUGUACAACGAUUACAAAAUAUUCGAACUUCUGUCGGAAAAUAUCGAUGAUAAUAACGAUCUUCUUUUCACAAUACUGCGAAACGUGAACGCUUCUGAUAAAAAGAAGAUAGUCAGCUUACCAUUCUUCAAUUCGUAUUGCGAUAAAUUACUCGCUAAGGAUGACAUUCAAGAUUUCAACCGUUUAUUAAACGUGUUCCUUCCACAUGGCCAAGAUGCGGACCAGUUCAGAGAAGAGAUCGUUUUUCGUUCGACGUACAUUGGCUAUCAGUGCGUACGAUUCUAUUCAGUGGGCAACGUGAACGCUGUUAAUGAGAUGCUAGGUAAACUGUUGCCAACAGCAAACUCGGUGGUUUUUCGUGAGUUCAAAAAAAAUGUCCUCUCAUCGCCUGACAGAAUCGGUCGAUGUGUUGAUUAUGGUAUUUUAAAUCUUGACGAAAAUGCUAUGAACGCGGUUAUUGCAGAUUGUUUCCUGCUUAAAUACCAGAUUACCAAAUUCAAAAGGAAUCUAGUCAUCUCAUCUUCAGCUAUUAAAAAGUUUCAGGAAUUGAUAUGUGUCGGUAAUAUUACCAAGACGAAAUAUUACGUCGAAAAUUACUUGACAUCUGAAAAAGAUAAGAAAACAUUGAAGAAACAACUUGUAGCUUUUGAUUCUCCGGUUUCUUCGAUAGUUACGAUGUUCACAUGGUGCGAACUUGAACAUAUACAGAGUUUGUUGGAAUGGUGUUUAGAAGACGAUAAUGCGAUUCGAGAAUUCAAAUCUGCUUUACCGGUGGAUGACAUAUUCAACGAAAUGUUGAAACAAGCUAUUUUUCUCGAAUACGAUGAUUUUACUCAUCGUUUGUCAAAUUGUUCUUUCAAAGGUGCUGAUUCGUUUGAAGAAGAAAUUGAAGCGAUGAAUCGUUUUCUGUAUUGGUAUUUCGAUUCGUAUCAUCAGAUAAAACAGUACAAAUUACGAAGAAUCCAUUCUUAUAAUAAUAAUCUGCAAGUAAUCAAAACUCUGUUGAAGAAAAAAAACGAUGUUUAUCUACGAACCACGUUGAAGUGGUUUUUUGACAACGACGCCGCUGAAAUACAAAAAUUCAGGUACACACAAAAAGGUAAAAUUACAAACAUACCAUUUUGAAAAAAAAUAAGACGGAUUGUGAAUGUGAUUUAGUUAGUUAGGUACUAUACUUCAUUAUGUUUUGAUGUAAACCUGCUUAUUGUUUCUACGCAUGUGGGAAUGUAUAACAUACCUAUAGUCGCUUGCAGUUGAAGUGAUUUUAUAUGACUUAAGUAUUUUUGAUAAUAUUAUGAUUGUUCUAUUCUUCUAUUAUAAACGUUUUUGAACCUAUAGACAGUGCUUUCUUUCAGUUUAAUGUGGGGUUUAGGUAUCUAUUUUUAAUAAACUUUUUACGAUUUCAAAUUAUUUAAAAUCUGCAAAUAAUUGUAUUCUGUUUUGCGGAUUUUGUUCUUUAUAUUAUAUUUUUCCUUUGAUUGUGUUCUGUUUUCGUAAGUUUCAAAUAUUUUUAAAAACAUAAUGAAGCAUGUUCUUUUUUUGCAAGUAUCAAGUAAUAAAAUAAAUAAUGAAGUGUUUGAA